AUGGAUUCCUUUGGAGAUGAGCCUUCAUGGGGCCUUGAGCUCUCAAGCUCGAGAGAGCAAAUCUCUACGAAGGAUAAGCCGAGUCCACUUCGAAUCAUCAAGAGACGUCACAGUAACGACCGCUAUGAAGGGAGGACAUACAAAAGCGACUACAUAGCCGUUGAUCCCAACGGGAGCCCUCCCGAAUCUUCUUUCCUACGAUCUGAACCACUACCAAGUCUGAGGCUCCCAAGGCUACGACCGAAGAGCGCGCUCGAACGGAGAAUUGGUUGUGAGAGCGAGACGGCCACGGGCCUGGGGCGACCGUCGCAGAAGUUGAGCUUCGGUAACUGCUCCAUAAGCAGGGAUGACGACGAUGAGACUUCUGGACAAGACCAUAAGCCUCGAAAUGCAUCAUUUUUCCGACACUCAGCAUCGCGAUUCAAGAAAUAUCGGCAGAAGCGCCAUAGCGUUACAAGUAGCCUUGAAAAUGAAGGGGGAGACCGCAACUUUUCCGCAUGCACCCUUCCUUCGGAACGCAACAUAUGGCUCGAUCCCUCGUCUCGAGCAAGCUCUAGAUGUACCAAUUUCGACCUGGAAGACGCCCGUCACUCGGCAAAUCUGCCCAUCCUAUCGAAUGUUACACGACAAAAAGAGAGCUCUGUUGUUCUAUCUCCGCAUAUACGUGUCAUAUCAGAAACGAUUGGGGUAUCCUUCGGCCAGCAGCACCUUUGGGCCGCGGUCGAAGUAAGUGGUAGGCUUUCUCGGGCAGGUGACGGACCAGAGCUUGACCCGGAGAAGGUGGCUUGUUCAGACAAAGAUACCGCUGCCAAGUUCGGCUACCUCUACGAUGUCGUUGUGGACAUACUGCCCACGCCACACUCAUCGAUUCUUCAGAUCAUAUGCCAGCAAGAAUUUCCAGCAACUAUAUUCCUUGGGUCGAGCGUGCUCCUUCUUGUUCACGUGGUAUGCUACUCCGGAGCAGCCUCAUCUCCCCACCGGCAAAGCAAACAUCUAAGACAAAGAUCAGAAGAACUGAUGGAGGAUCUUGAGAUGCAACUCGGAAGUUCUUUCGUGCCUUAUACGAAUAUUCAUGUGACUUAUUCACACUCUGCAUUCCCUUCCCAUUCGGCCUCAGGAGGAGUUGAGAUGUCUUCACUUUACACCAAGCUCAGGACAACUGCGGAAGCCACUGUCAAGCUGCACAAUGCUCUCUCCCCAUGGUCACCGCACUCAGUAAUGGCCAAAGGCAGGUUGCUGCCGUUAAUCAGGCGCCAUUGGGGGGCCCAACGGGCAUUCGAAGUGAUGCAACAGAUGUUGGAGCAACGUUCUGUAUCAGAUCCGGCCCACUCUGGCCAACUAUCCAAGAGAUAUUUCCAGAUCAUGGCACAGCGGCUUUUGGAUCACACCUACUCCCCAGUCAUGUCUUUGAGACAAACGAGUGUCGAAGGGACACAGCAAAUGACAACUGAGGCAGACACCACGGCGGAAUCCUCACCAGUCAUGAGACUCUCGUCUGACUCGGGAAUCGGCAUGCGAGGAGUAUCCGGGGGAGAGGCGUCUGUCACAGCGACACGAGAGGAACCUCGUGAAGGAGCGAAGGUACCAGGUGACACUGUACGCCGCAGACGCCCAGUGACGCCCAAUGUCCUCAGGAAUCCGACGCCGACUUUCGCGGUCAAUAGCAGCGGGGAUCGCAAAAAGGACGGGGAAGAUGAUAAAAGCGACAGGAAGAAAGACAGGAAAAAGCAGGGAGCCACCGGAGAUGAUGAAGGGAAGAGGAAGUCUGGCCUCUGGACCUGGGCAUCAUGGUUUUAA
This is a messenger RNA of Trichoderma citrinoviride, 1797 nucleotides long. RefSeq lists its product as hypothetical. Lineage: Eukaryota; Fungi; Ascomycota; Sordariomycetes; Hypocreales; Hypocreaceae. The transcript has 3 exons. The record is from RefSeq and is a predicted model, not a curated record. The coding region runs from base 1 to 1797 and encodes 598 amino acids.